AUGGCGACCAUUGAAAUGGAAAAUGUGGAGUGUGUAUCUUCAUCUGAUGAAGAGAUCCAGGCAGCAGCUGUGUCUUCUAAUCCCAAUCAAUAUUCUUCAAAGCGCCUUCUUAAUUGUCACAAUGGGCACACUCUUUGCUCGACUUGCAAAACGAGAGUACACAACCGUUGCCCCACAUGCCGACAGGAGCUUGGGGAUAUCAGGUGUUUGGCCUUAGAGAAAGUUGCCGAGUCACUCGAGCUUCCGUGCAAGUUUUUCUCUUUGGGCUGCCCCGAAAUAUUUCCUUACUACGGCAAACUCAAACACGAAGCAAUUUGCAAUUUCAGACCGUAUAGUUGCCCUUAUGCAGGCUCCGAGUGUGCUUUCACGGGGGAUAUACCUUUUCUCGUUUCGCACUUGAGGGACGAUCAUAAAGUGGACAUGCACAGCGGAUGCACUUUCAACCACCGAUAUGUAAAGUCGAACCCUCGUGAAGUCGAAAAUGCCACGUGGAUGUUGACUGUAUUCCAUUGUUUUGGGCAGUAUUUUUGCCUACACUUUGAGGCCUUUCAGCUGGGAAUGGCCCCCGUUUAUAUGGCCUUUCUCCGAUUCAUGGGAGAUGAAAACGAGUCUCGUAACUACACGUACAGCUUGGAAGUUGGCGCAAACGGGAGAAAGCUCGUCUGGGAAGGAACCCCAAGAAGCAUACGGGACAGUCACCGUAAGGUACGUGAUAGCCAUGAUGGACUCAUCAUACAGAGGAAUAUGGCCCUCUUUUUCUCGGGUGGGGACCGAAAGGAGCUCAAGCUUAGGGUAACGGGUCGGAUUUGGAAAGAACAGCAGGGUUCGGAUAACGGAGCCUGCAUACCUAAUCUCUGUAGCUGA
Molecule: messenger RNA, 864 nt
Organism: Striga hermonthica
Lineage: Eukaryota; Viridiplantae; Streptophyta; Magnoliopsida; Lamiales; Orobanchaceae
Source: the annotation of a GenBank genome assembly